AUGUUACAUCCAAGCUCACUCUGCCACCCAUCCCCAGUGACAGUCGGCCGCAGAUGGGGUGUCAUCGUCGCCUGCGCCGUCUUCUGUGUCGGUGUGGCCCUGCAAACCGCUUCCAUCUCUGUCCCCGUCUUCGCCGUUGGCCGUGUGUUUGCCGGUCUCGGCGUUGGAAUGGCGUCUUGUCUGGUCCCCAGGUACCAGUCUGAAUGUGCCCCGAAAUGGAUCCGUGGCGCUGUUGUGGCCUGCUAUCAAUGGGCCAUCACCAUUGGUCUCUUGGUCGCUGCCGUCGUCGUCAACGCUACCCAGAACUUUUCAGAUGCCAGCUCGUACCGCAUCCCCAUCAAUCCAAAUCAUCGCCUGGACGGCUGGGCGGGCUUUGGUAGACUGCCGGAGUCUCUUGGUCGGAAGCCGUUUUUUGCCGGCAAUUGUCUCCCUCAUAUCGGGACCAAUAACAACUGCCUCUCUUCCUUCUGUUUGAUUAAAACUUGUACACAAAAACCAUAA
Molecule: messenger RNA, 501 nt
Organism: Puccinia triticina
Lineage: Eukaryota; Fungi; Basidiomycota; Pucciniomycetes; Pucciniales; Pucciniaceae
Exons: 2
Coding region: 1-501 (166 amino acids)
Biological process (GO): transmembrane transport; carbohydrate transport
Cellular component (GO): membrane
Molecular function (GO): carbohydrate:proton symporter activity
Source: RefSeq, a predicted model, not a curated record